Penicillium bovifimosum is the source of this 1515-nucleotide messenger RNA. Its product is annotated as putative MFS transporter. Gene Ontology annotation, biological process: transmembrane transport; dipeptide transport; tripeptide transport. The record is from RefSeq and is a predicted model, not a curated record. The transcript is spliced from 8 exons. Gene Ontology annotation, molecular function: allantoate transmembrane transporter activity; dipeptide transmembrane transporter activity. Gene Ontology annotation, cellular component: plasma membrane. Bases 1 to 1515 code for a protein of 504 amino acids. NCBI's taxonomy places the organism in Eukaryota, Fungi, Ascomycota, Eurotiomycetes, Eurotiales, Aspergillaceae.
AUGUCAUUGAAGAAGGAUCCCGAGGACGCUUUGUCGCCUAGCAGCUCGGCGACUGGUUCAUCAGAGCGGGACGAGAACUAUGAAUUCUAUAAACAGCACCAAGGUAUCGAAUACACGCGGCAGGAAGCCAAAAAGGUUUUGCGCAAGAUUGAUAUUCGUUUGAUUCCAUUGUUGUUCUUGAUCUAUAUGCUCCAGUACCUGGACAAGAACAGCAUCAACUUUGCCUCCGUCUAUGGCCUGAAGCAGGACACACACCUGAAGGGACAGCAGUACUCGUGGCUUGGUUCUAUCUUCUACUUCGGAUACCUCGUUGCACAAUGGCCUGCCGGAUAUGCAAUGCAGAAACUGCCGGUGGGCAGAUUCCUCUCCAUCACUACUAUAAUUUGGGGUGGCCUAUUGAUGACAACGCCGGCAUGCUACAACUUCACCGGAAUCGCCAUCAACCGCUUCCUCCUGGGAAUGACCGAAGCAGUCGUCACACCUGGCUUCGUCCUGAUGACAGGCAUGUGGUAUACCUCUGAAGAGCAGCCUCUGCGUCUCGAAGCUUGGUACUGCACCAACGGUAUCGCAACAAUGUUUGGAGGCCUCAUCGGAUAUGCCGUCGGACACAUCACCACCGGACUCCCACGAUGGAUGUACGUCUUCCUGAUAUUUGGAGCCGUCUCCGCCUCAGUGGGAAUCGCCGCGCUGAUCUUCCUCCCGGAUCUCCCGUCCACCGCCAAGUUCCUCACCGAGCGCGAGAGAGCCAUUGCCGUCGAGCGUGUAGCGAUUAACCGCCAAGGCGUGAAGACUCGCCAGUUCAAAUGGUAUCAGGUCCGCCAAGCGGCCGAAGAUCCCAAGACGUGGCUUUUAUUCGUCAUGGCGAUUGGCGCGCAAGUCCCGAAUUCCGCUUUGACUAGUUUCACUUCCAUCAUCGUCGGCACAUUCGGUUUCGACACACUCGGCACCCAAUAUCUUCAAAUCCCAGGCGGUGCCGUGCAGUUUGUGACGCUCAUCGCCGGCGGCUGGAUCGCAACAAAGUUCAACGGCAGGUUUCACUCACGAUUCGCCUGCAUGAUUGUCGCAUGUAUAGUCUGCAUCAUCGGAGCCGGUCUGCUGGUCGGACUACCAAGCACGAACAAGUGGGGCCGACUUGUUGCACUCUGGUUGUGCUAUUUCCAGGGCCUAGGCUUCAGCAUGAGCUUGACGGUUGUUAGCUCUAAUAUUGCUGGAUACACUAAGAAGCAGGUUACCGGUGCUCUGUUGUUCACCGGAUACUGUGUGGGCAAUAUUAUUGGGCCUCAGACUUUCAAAGAGGCCGAGGCGCCUGGAUAUCACAGUGCUUAUAUUGCCAUGCUUGCUGGUUAUGUUGUAAAACUGCUCGCCAUUGUUGCCUUGUAUGUUUACAUGUACCUUGAGAACAAGCGUCGAGACAAUAUGGCGAUUGAUAGCCAGGAGGUUGAGGCUGAGGGUGUUGAGAACGGAAUGCUGGACAAAACGGAGGUUGAUAAUAAAGGGUUUAGAUACGUGCUAUAG